Messenger RNA from Xenopus tropicalis (tropical clawed frog), 2782 nucleotides. RefSeq names its product interleukin 13 receptor subunit alpha 1 (gene il13ra1). Lineage: Eukaryota; Metazoa; Chordata; Amphibia; Anura; Pipidae. The record is from RefSeq and is a predicted model, not a curated record. The coding region runs from base 155 to 1468 and encodes 437 amino acids. Gene Ontology annotation, cellular component: membrane. The transcript has 11 exons.
GUGACAGCAUAUUCUGGGAAAUGGAGAGUUGCCGUGCAGAGCAGAACUCAUGUCCGUCUACUUUGCUGUAGGAUAGGAGCCCUGUCUGAGUGCUUGCUUGGGAUGUGACAGUGCCAGUAUAUCAGCAGCACCUUGCCUGGCAUUCCUCUCAAGCAUGGGCAGUGUGACUAAAGGAAUGGAGAGAAAGCAAAAUAAUAUCUUUUCAGCCUUACUGUGCCUGUUCUCAGUGCUGUGCUGUACAGGACCAUUUUCUGUCACUGGAGAUCUUCUUCCUUCCCCAAAUAAUGUCACUUUGAGGUUUGAAAAUAUGUUUUCUCUGCGUUGGGAAUGGGAAAUGCCAGCUAAUUUCCAAAAAUGUUCAUGGUCGUUUAUCAGUGACGUUAAAACAAACAGAAAGCCACCGCCUGGAAUGGUCAAGAGCUCAAAUUUGUUUCGGCAAGUGGAUAUUCACAGAGUGGAUUUAAACAAUCAAAUUACAUUCAAUGUUCAAGCAGAAUGUAAUGGAACCAGCAGCAAAUGGUCAGAAAACUCUGUAUUGAUAAUACCAGGGAAUAACACCUGUGUAAAAAAUUUUGCUUGCUUUUGGUUCGAUGAGACGUACAUGAACUGCACGUGGGAACCUACUGUGGAUUCAGUGCGUGCUACAGAAUAUGUCUUGCAUUACUGGCGUAAAAAUGGCAGCUCUACUUCUGAAGGGAAAAUCAAUCGAUCUGUAAAGUUUGAUCAGUUAUGGUACAGCGGAACCCCUUGCCAGCAUUAUAUUUAUAAGGAUGGCAUUCCUCUUGGAUGUCAUUUCAAAACAGUUUCUGAAAAAAAUCUCUUUCUAAUGGUGAUCAGAGACAAAUCAAAGACAAUUCGUCCUUUUAUAACUAGUGUUAAACCAGAGGAAGUAGUAAAACUAAGUCCUCCAGUCAUCAUCAACAAAACAAGAACACCCAACCAUAGCAUAUAUGUGGAAUGGAGCACAUCAUUUCAGCCAUCUUGUCUUCACAUAAACAGUGAAAUUGAAAUUACAAGUUCAAAGGGUAAAGUUGAAACAGUAGAGGUACCUAAAUGCACCUUUACCAGAGAAUUAAAUGCUUUACCGGAGUUAACAUAUACAGUUAGAGUUCGUGUCAGACAAUCAUCUACAAUCUCUUCAAGUUUAUUUUGGAGUGAAUGGAGUGAAGCACACGACAUUAAAGGUACUGAAGAUAACACAACAUUUUAUUUUUUGCUAAUCCUUAUUCCAAUUUCAGUGUCGAUUGUGACAAUUGUCAUCCUUGUUUUCUUGAAAAGAUUACAGGUCAUUGUGUUUCCUCCUAUUCCUGACCCUGGAAAAGUAUUUAAAAAGAGUUUUGGCGACCCAAGUGAUUUGCAACAAUGGAUAAAGUAUGGAAAAGUCAAUGUCUCAAGUAAACCUGUCAAAGAAGAGAUCUGCUCUGUGAUUUUGGUGGAGACGCCAUUGUUUUCCAGCCAAGCAGAAUGAAAAUGAAUGUUUCUCUUUCCUUGAGGAUUCAAAUUGUAAAGAAGAGUUUCUGUUCUUGUCAAUGUUUUGCUCACAGAGACAGAAAAACACAAAUUGCAACUGAUCACUACCUGGAAAAAUGAUGCCUGCAUUUUGUUUGAUGGCAUGACAGACUACAGCAAUGCUUGGUAUUUUUCAUGGGAUGUGACUGCAAAAAUUGUGUCACACUUUUAUUGGAUUGGGUUAAAAACUCAAUAUCCCCAAAUUAAUAAUCAGAGCCUUCUCAACCACUACUAAAUUCAAAUGGAAUUGACCGCUGACAGAUAUCGAGUGACUGUCAAUGCAUCUCUUGCACAUGCCCAUAACUAUUCACAUUUUCUCAAUAGAUUUUGGGUGGGCAUAAGUCAAUAAGUACAAAGACUGGAAAUAAAAUCCUGUUUUUUAGAGUUAGAGGAAGAAAUCAAAGAUCCUUUUUAGUGAGAAAGCACUUUUUUUAAUAUAAGAAGUCAAUGCAAGCUAUGCCAAAAUGGCAGUUCUUCAUCCUUAAUCCAAUGUGUUAUUUAAAAGGGCUUAUUUUUGUUUACAGAUAUAACCAAAUCGAAAUAACAAUUGUUUAUUGUGUGGUAUGCUUGGAAACCUCACAUGAUACAAUCUAUAAGGGCCAACAUAUAUAAUGAGGUGCAAGUGUUCCAAUGAUAUCAGAAUUUGCAUCUCAUUAAUUACCAGCAAUUUCUAGCAUUUUUGUAGCUGUAACCCAAAAGCAGGUAACUGCUGUGAUGCAAUAAGUGAGCAGUCUUGGGUUGAUCCAGAGCUACAAAAAUGCACUUGUACUAAUACUUGUUUUGAACCAGACAGCCCCUUGAAAAACUGAGCUGUCCAGUUAAAAACUGGCCAUUCAAGCUGAAAAGUGCAAAAAGCACAGGUUUAUAUAGCAUAUUGUGACUAUUGUUUAGUGAUUAUGUGGUUCAUAUGUAUGUCAAACCAUUUUUUGACAUAAUCCAUUUCUUAGACUAUGGAUGUGUAGUGAUAAUACAAAGUCUCCAGUUACACCCAAAUUUCCUAACCAUGAAACAUUGGGGCUCAUUUAUAAACUUUGUGCAGCACAGAAUUAUUCACACAGUGAACAUAUUUGCCCUGCCUAUGUUUGUAUUUAUAUAGCUGGAAAAGACUGGUGCAUUUAAUAUGCAAAUAUCAUUGUGAACUUUUAUUUGCAGUGCUAAUGUCCUUAGAACUUAAAGGAAUAUGGCAUAAACACAGUUUGCACAUACAGUAUUUAUGCGCUCAACAUGGUAUAAAUUCAAAUUAAACUCGAUCAUUGCUGUAUUUAUAAAUUGA